CACGAUUUCUGCAGUGGUAUUUUUUAUGUCCAUAAUGGCUUCCCGUCGGCUGUGUUUCACCCCGGAAGCGUUCCCUUUCUCCUGACACGUAGCAACCGCAACCAAGUGGACAGCGCUCUGGGUAGAUUUGUCAAAUAUCACAGAGUGAGAGAUGUCGGGGUUUGACAACUUCAACACAGACUUUUACCAGUCUAGUUACAGUGUAGAUGACCAAAACCAGGGCGGUUAUGGCUACAGUAACACCGAAAACCCCUACAACAAGCCUUACGGACAGUAUGAUUACUCCCAGCCCAUGGCUUACUCUUCCCCGGGAAUGAUGCCGCCCCAGCAGCCGUACACAGGACAAAUCUUCCAGCCCACACAGACGUACACUCCAUCCCAAUCACAGUCUAUGUACAGUAGCAGCUUUGAUGACGAACCGCCGCUGCUAGAAGAAUUAGGAAUUAAUUUUGAUCACAUCUGGCAGAAGACUCUGACAGUUCUCCAUCCAAUGAAAGUAGCAGACGGAAGCAUCAUGAAUGAGACGGACCUGGCUGGCCCUAUGGUUUUCUGUUUGGCUUUUGGGGCAACACUUCUCCUGUCAGGUAAAAUCCAGUUUGGUUACGUGUACGGCAUCAGUGCUAUCGGCUGCCUUGGCAUGUACUGCCUGCUCAACCUUAUGAGUAUGACGGGUGUGUCCUUCGGCUGUGUGGCCAGCGUGCUGGGAUACUGCCUCCUCCCCAUGAUCCUUCUGUCCAGCUUUGGAGUUCUUUUUUCUUUACAGGGCAUGAUGGGAGUCAUACUAACAGCAGCAAUCAUUGGCUGGUGUAGUCUCUCAGCCUCAAAGAUCUUCAUCUCGGCGUUGGCAAUGGAUGGGCAGCAGCUGUUAGUUGCUUACCCCUGCGCUCUGCUAUAUGGAGUCUUUGCCCUCAUCUCUGUCUUCUGAAAAAAAAAAAAAAAACAUAAAAUUGAGCAACAGUUCAAAGUAACUGUUCCCCAUUUCUGUAAUUUCAGUUUAAUUAGCAUCAGUGUAGUGCUUGGCUACUUACACUGUUUCUACAGAAAAAUGGCACCGAGGGUUUUUUAUUAACAAGGCUUUACAUGUCACGUCUCUUCAACUUGCUUCCUUCAUGCAUCCUAUAGGUGAGGACUGUCAAAUAAGAUGAUUGAUGGUGAAAAAUAACUUUCCUGUGGACUUUGCUGAGCCUCGGAGGUUUUAGUUCAGUCCUGUUCUUUAAAGGGCAUGAAGGGGAGGAAAGACAGCCAAAAAAACAAUAAUUGAAUUUGGACACAGGUGGGAAAAUAUUCUUAAUUUUUCCAGAAGAUAAUCAACCCUACAACCAGUGAAAAUGAUGAUUUUUUUUUUUGUGAGAGCCUUCUCUUACCCAUAGAUUCUACUACAGCAGGACUAAGGGAAACACCCACUCUCAUUCUGCACAAGACUACAGUAAUUCAUUCGAUAAAAUGGGAGUGGUCUCCUUUUUUUCUCCAGGACUGAGGAGCCUCGAGCCCUGUUGUCUGUGUAGUCAUCUUCACCAGAAACACAGCUGCUCUUCGAUAUCUUAUGUAUUUUAUUCUAUUCUUUUCAGAUUCAUUUGACUUUUGAUGCCUUUCAUGAAGACACGACUACAGUUUGCACAGAGGCACCGUUCUAAUUGUCAAAACCAAGCAAAUUUUGUGAGAUACUGAGGAUAAACAGUCUAAAAGAUACUGUUCGUGUCACGAUGCAGGCGUGUCUGUUUAGAUUUGUCGUCGGUUAAAUCCCUUACAUUUGUUAAACCUUUAUUUUGGAGACGGCUACCUUUGUAUGCUUUGAUGUGUCAUCUGUUGUUUUUGUCUUCUCAUGCACAUUAAAGUUGUUUUUGAAGGUCA
Molecule: messenger RNA, 1851 nt
Organism: Acanthochromis polyacanthus (spiny chromis)
Lineage: Eukaryota; Metazoa; Chordata; Actinopteri; Pomacentridae
Gene: yipf5
Product: Yip1 domain family, member 5
Exons: 6
Coding region: 152-925 (257 amino acids)
Biological process (GO): endoplasmic reticulum to Golgi vesicle-mediated transport; regulation of ER to Golgi vesicle-mediated transport; vesicle fusion with Golgi apparatus
Cellular component (GO): membrane; trans-Golgi network
Source: RefSeq, a predicted model, not a curated record